AUGCCGUCGCUGAUGACGGUGCCGGCGCAGAGUGAACAACAGAAGUUCUCUGAGAAAGCCGGGCAGAAAUGCUCAGGAAGGUCCCAGGGUGGGCUUGCACACAAUGAUGCUAAGUACGGUCGCAGUGCCAACCCUCCCAUCAUCACCAGCACCACCUGCGUGGGGACUGAGACAGACAUAUCCAUUUGUCCGGCCACGAGGGUCACUCCCGCGCAGACAUCGUGUGACCAAGCGGGCGUCGAGUGUUAUAAUUGUGGAAACCAGUACUCCAGUGAGGCGGGCACCCUGCAGUCUGACAACUACCCCCAGCCUUACCCUCGGAACGUCCACUGUCUCUAUAUCAUCCGUCCCACCAACACCGGCCAGCUGUACAAGUUGGAGUUCUCGGACUUCAAGACAGAGUCCUGCUGUGAUAUUGUACAUGUCGCUACACUCAACAGUUCCUCCAGCAUCCCAGUCGGUGGCUCCACCUACAGCGGCAGCAGCAAACCCCCCAUCCUCCUCGGCAAGGCCUUUGUCGUAAGCUUCGAUACCGACGGCUCCAACAACAUGGGCGGUUUCCAAGCCACGUGGAGCCCGGCGUUGGUGCAGGAUGUCGUCAACAUGUCGUGUGACGCGGGGACUUUCAAUAUCCAGAUUGACCUCACCUUCCUGAAGCGACUCUACCCAGCUUCCUCAGAGAGAACCAUCGCUCUGGCUGAUUCCUCCUGUACCGGCACCAUUAUCAACGACAACAUCGUCAUAAAAACAGACGCCGAUUCCUGCGGGACAAUUGUCAAGACAGAGACAGACAGACACGUCUACACCAACUUCCUCGUGGACAGAAUAUUCGCAACCGAGUCAAACAACAUCGUCAGAGGUGAGAGAUGGAAGAUACCUAUCACGUGCUCCGUGCCUCGUUCUGAAUCCUUCUCCAUCCACUACCAUCCAUACCCGGAUGUAGGCACGCGAAGACGAUCCGAAGUGGAACGCAUGAGCAGGGAAGUCAAAGGUCAUAUCCGGGUACAGCAGAAUUUCCCGACAAGCAUCAGUGUUUUCGAAGACCAGGCGAUGACUAUCAGACAGUUCACAGCUCCACAGAAGAGACUCGGGGAGGAUCUCUUUUUCAGGGUACAGCUGGAUCAGGCUGACUCGGACUUGAAGCUGGUGGUGACGUCAUGCUUUGCUCUACCGACAUAUCUUGAGACAACAAGCAGCACUAAGUACAUCCUCGCUCAGGAAGGCUGCGCAGUAGACAGUGGUACCCACAUCCUCAGGACAACCAAUCACCACACAGACUUUCAGAUGAAGGUGUUCAAAUUCGCUGGGAACUACAACACGGUGUACAUCACAUGUGACGUCAGAGUCUGUCCAGUCACGGAUAACUCUCCCUCCUGCCAACAGACCUGCACAUCGCCCGGGAAGAGAAGCAGUGAAAGAAACACAGGGACAAACAGAGUUAGGUUUGGUCCUGUCAUAGUAGAGGACCUACCUGUCAGCUGAGACUGUUGUCAACGUGUGUAGUGGUUACAGGCCCACGUGCCUUUGCGAGGAUUAAAGAUAUAAAAAAUA
This is a messenger RNA of Haliotis rubra (blacklip abalone), 1551 nucleotides long. Its product is annotated as CUB and zona pellucida-like domain-containing protein 1. The transcript is spliced from 8 exons. Lineage: Eukaryota; Metazoa; Mollusca; Gastropoda; Lepetellida; Haliotidae. The record is from RefSeq and is a predicted model, not a curated record. The coding region runs from base 1 to 1482 and encodes 493 amino acids.